UUCGUUUAUCCCCACCCACAGUAGAAUUAAAGCCAAUCAGAGCCGCUCGGUGGGCGGAGUUACGGGCAGUGACGGAAGCCGUGCGGUGCCAAAAAGGUUGUUGGUAAGGUCGUCGCGUUUUACUGACGGCGCCGUGUGUCAACCAUGAGCUGGUGCGUGUCCCGGGUGUCCGCCGCUCUCCGGAGCCCCGCCGUCCGCCGCCUGCUGAGCAGCAACAACACCUCCCGGGAGUAUCUGGACGGACUGGUGAAGAAGGACAAGGUGGUCGUGUUCAUGAAGGGGACCCCGGCGCAGCCUCUGUGCGGGUUCAGUAACGCUGUGGUGCAGAUCCUGCGGAUGCACGGAGUGGGCGAGUACGCGGCGUAUAACGUGCUGGAGGACCAGGACCUCAGGCAGGAGGUGAAGAAUUACUCCAACUGGCCCACCAUCCCGCAGGUGUACCUGAACGGGGAGUUUGUGGGGGGCUGCGACAUCCUCCUUCAGAUGCACCAAAACGGAGACCUGGUGGAGGAGCUGAAGAAGAUGGGGAUCCGAUCCACACUGUUAGACGCAGAACCCAGCCAGGAGAAGAAGUAGCGCGGAGGAGGAGGAGCUCUGUCCGCAUUGGGAACUGUUUAUACCGACCCCCUGAAGCAGCGGCUGCUGCUGCGGCCCAUCUGCAUCGGGGAAGCCUUAUGUUACCACGAUGAACUGUUCUGCCGAUCCUCUGUCCACAGAAUCGGCGCAGCAGAAGACUAUAUAUUCUGUCCGGGUCCACCAUCUACCUGUAUGGAAGGAUUGUACGAAUGUUAGACCACGACCACUGAUGUAAAGAGGAAUAUAAUAAGAGUGGAAAUAAAAUAUAAUUGUGUAGAGAAUGGGCGUCUUACCAGAGAUUUACCAUAACCGAAAAGGAGAAAUUAACUGCGUCAUCCAUUUUGACUUCAGUGUUUCCCAACCAGGGUGCCUCCAGCUGUUGCAGAACUACAACUCCCAGCAUGCCAAUGUGCAAUGUGACACCAGCUCAGCUAGGGUAGCCUGAAAUGCCAU
Hyla sarda is the source of this 1029-nucleotide messenger RNA. It is a transcript of the gene GLRX5, whose product is annotated as glutaredoxin 5. The transcript has 2 exons. Bases 145 to 576 code for a protein of 143 amino acids. The record is from RefSeq and is a predicted model, not a curated record. Lineage: Eukaryota; Metazoa; Chordata; Amphibia; Anura; Hylidae.